CCUCAUGCCGGCCACUAAGAACCCAAUCAUCAAAUCAUCUUCAAGUUCCCAUCUUUACAGGCACCAAAAGUCAUAAUAGUUCUAAUCAAGAUUCAAGCCAGACGAGAAGCAAGAAAGAGAUUCAAAGACAGGUUUUUAAUAUCAAACAACAGCAACAACAGCAAGGAAGCAUCAGCAGAAGAAGAAACAGCAUAAAACUUAACUAAACUAAACUUAUCCCAUGUAAGUAUCCGGGUCCCACCAAAGAGUCUUCAGUCUUGUCUUGUUUCUAUCUAACUUCCCAUUGCAACAACAAGUGGAGAUCUACAGGCCCUCUUGAUAGAUUUCAUAAAAAAAAAAUAUAUCCAUCGCUCAAUGAUGAUGCCCAUGGAGGAGAAAGUAGAAGUUGAAUCUGAUGAGGAGAUCCCUUUUAGUGCAUCAGCAACAGGAAAGAAAGUGCACCCUUUUGAUUCUGAGGGAAAUAGUAUUGCCUCACAUGUUGAUAUGUCCAAGUCAUGGAUUUUAAAGAGAAUACAAAUGGGUCCUCUUAGAAGUAUAUACAUUGUUCUAAUUAAAGCCAAGAUUAAUAUGCUGCUUCCUUUUGGUCCCUUAGCAAUACUGCUUCACUAUCUUACUGGAAAGCAUGGAUUGGUCUUCUUGCUCAGCAUGCUGGGUAUCACGCCUUUGGCUGAGCGUUUGGGUUAUGUAACCGAGCAGCUUGCUUUCUACACGGGACCAACAGUUGGUGGGCUUUUAAAUGCAACAUUCGGGAAUGCAACAGAGAUGAUAAUAUCAAUCUAUGCAUUGAAAAGUGGGAUGAUAAGGGUUGUUCAACAAUCUUUGUUGGGCUCGAUCUUGUCGAAUAUGCUCUUGGUUCUUGGAUGUGCUUUCUUCUCUGGUGGGAUUGCCAAUCACCAGAAGGUUCAGGUUUUCAACAAGGCAGCUGCUCUGGUGAAUUCUGGAUUGUUAUUGAUGGCUGUGAUGGGGAUAAUGUUUCCCGCUGUACUUCACUUCACACGCACAGAGGUUCAUUUUGGCAAGUCAGAGUUGGCCCUUUCAAGAUUUAGCAGCUGUAUAAUGCUUAUAGCUUAUGGAAGCUACCUUUUCUUUCAACUUAAAAGUCAGCCUAAUCUCUACAGCCUUGUUGACGAGGGAGGAGUAAAUGAUCAAGAAGAUUCUGAUGAUGAAGAGGCACCUGAAAUAACUCAAUGGGAAACAAUUGGCUGGCUUGCAAUUUUGACUCUGUGGAUUUCUAUAUUGUCGGGGUACCUUGUCGAUGCCAUACAGGGAGCAUCUGACUCAUUGAACAUGCCUGUGGCUUUUAUCAGUGUCAUUCUGCUUCCAAUUGUUGGAAAUGCUGCUGAGCAUGCAAGUGCAAUCAUGUUCGCCAUGAAGGAUAAGCUUGACAUCACAAUUGGAGUUGCAAUUGGAUCGUCUACACAGAUUUCAAUGUUUGUGAUUCCCUUCUGCGUUGUUGUUGGAUGGUGUAUGGGACAACCAAUGGACUUGAAUUUUCAACUCUUUGAAACUGCUACGCUCUUCAUCUCUGUGCUAGUGGUGGCAUUUAUGUUGCAGGAUGGAACAUCAAACUAUUUCAAGGGUUUCAUGCUUAUUCUAUGCUACCUCAUAGUCGCAGCAAGUUUCUUUGUACAUGUUGACCAUGAUAAGGGUACAGACAAUAACUAGAGAUCCAUUGAUCCGGAUGGCAUUGGUUUUGAGCAAGAUAUUGCCCAGAAAGCUUGCGGCUGCUCAAUACAAAUACCUCCUGCGUGAAGCUGGAAAGUUCCUAGGCUUUCACAUAUCCAGUUAGCAAUCAAGGAGAACUGGGCUUUAGUUUAUGUUUUUGCCAUUCCCAUUCUUUGGCAACUACAUCCCACAUUUCUGCACAGAAUUUUGGGAAUCCUGUUAGCCAAUCUUGAGUUAAUUUAUUUUGUCUUGAUGUUAUUUUUCUCUUAGUUGGGCUAUGCUUUCUCCACAGCAGAGAGCAAUAUAUAGAUGGUGGAACCGUUGUAACCUUUUCUGCCUUCACCUAUAUGACAAAAACUGUAAUAUAGUGGUUUUGAUCCUUGUUAAUGGAUAUUCUGAGAUUCAUUUCUGGCUAA
Populus nigra (black poplar) is the source of this 2081-nucleotide messenger RNA. Its product is annotated as vacuolar cation/proton exchanger 3-like. Gene Ontology annotation, molecular function: calcium:proton antiporter activity. The record is from RefSeq and is a predicted model, not a curated record. The coding region runs from base 355 to 1665 and encodes 436 amino acids. Gene Ontology annotation, biological process: calcium ion transmembrane transport; intracellular calcium ion homeostasis. The transcript has 12 exons. Gene Ontology annotation, cellular component: plant-type vacuole membrane. NCBI's taxonomy places the organism in Eukaryota, Viridiplantae, Streptophyta, Magnoliopsida, Malpighiales, Salicaceae.